Molecule: messenger RNA, 2016 nt
Organism: Odontomachus brunneus
Lineage: Eukaryota; Metazoa; Arthropoda; Insecta; Hymenoptera; Formicidae
Exons: 4
Coding region: 891-1994 (367 amino acids)
Biological process (GO): detection of chemical stimulus involved in sensory perception of smell; sensory perception of smell
Cellular component (GO): plasma membrane
Molecular function (GO): odorant binding; olfactory receptor activity
Source: RefSeq, a predicted model, not a curated record
UCGUGUGUUCCUGCAAAAUUAUUUGAAUUAUUUGAAUGUUUGAGGAGAUCAUAUGAUUUUAUACAUGAUAUUUAAAUAUAAUUAUAUAAUGUUAUGCAUAAUUAUAUAUAUAAAUAUUAUAUUUAAGGAGUUUUAGCAAUAAUUUGCGAGAGUUAUUCGAACGCACUUAUAUGCCAAUUCUCGCCUAAUGAGCUUAUAAUUAUAAUUAUAAUGAUGUAGGAUCUAGAAACGAAGUUAAUAGCGAUAGAUCGACGCGCGCGAACGACAGUCGAAUUUAUUUGACAAGUACUUGAAACGACUAUUCGUUGCGGAGAUCAAUUUUCCAGUCACGUACGCGUAAUUAUUAGUAAUUAGUCCUGUCAACAAACACAACACCCGUAUUUUACGGGGCCGUCAUUAAUACUAAAUUAGCGCGAGCCGCAAUUAAAUAAAUGACGGGUGAGGCAAUAGGCUGGUAAUUUGCCGGACGAUUAAGAGAUCGAUUAACUGUAUCGCAGAGGGGAGGGUGACUCGUAGAAAUAUCUCGAAUAAGUGAACGACACCGCGACAGUCAGUCGAAAUUGGCAACGCCAGCCGGAGGAUAUCAAGAGUUGAAAACUCUCGUUUGCUCUCUUCGGUCAAAGGCACCGAUGAAAGUCGUUCAAUCGAGAGUACCGCUUUCGCCUGAAUAACACAGGCAUUAACAUCGCGAUCGCCAAUAUAAGUCGCGAACAUCAAUCGACACGAUUGACAGAGAUACCUACUUUGAGAUCGCUCACGUAAAUCGGGCUCGUCAGUGUUAACGUUGGCGGAUACGUACGCGUCGUUUAACUAAUUAUCGCUUAAAAUUAACUCGAAAUCGUCAGUCAAGAGAACUUACCUAUUCGAUAUCGCCAAGGUUGCUCGGGAGGAUGAUUAUGGCUCGUUCGAAAUUGCCGGCGACGAGGGCGAUUGGAAAAUUUGUCGACGAGAUGGGAGAUGAGGAAGCCGGUAGUUUUGAUUACGCGGUCGCGGUGAAUCGCUGGAGCAUGAGGCUGCUGGGUCUGUGGCCGCUGGACACGCGUCUGUCCGAUCUCAAAUGCGGUGUGAGCUUCGGACUGAGCCUGAUUGUCGUGCUCCCAGCGAUAGCGCGUCUCUUUGUGUUAACAGAUCUGGUGGCGAUAAUGUAUCAAGCCAAUUUGACGUUGCCGGCGUUGCCGACGUUUGUGCGAUUCGUCGUCAUGAAGGUAAAGGCCAAAAACUUACGGGCCGUCCUGCACAGCAUGAGCCGCGAUUGGGCUAGCUACUGCUACUUGUCGGCGCGAGACCGACGUAGCAUGUUCCAUUAUGUCAAGAAAGGCAGGCGAAUUAACGUGGUUUACAUCGCGUGGAUGACACUGACGAUCGGAGCGUACAUAUUGAUGCCGCUCGGGGUUGCGUGGUUGAACGACCAUCCUGGGAACGCGACCGACAGAAGACUGCCUUCGGAAGUUUUCUUUCCUUUCCCUCUGGAACAGUCGUACGCGUACGAGAUGAUCUACGUCGCGCAGUCGAUCAUGGCCAUUAUCAGCGGCACGGCGAUAUUCUCCGUGGACUGCUUCGUCUGUGUCGUCGUGUUCCACGCGUGCGGGCAAUUGGACGUGUUGGCUGCGACGCUGGAGCGGUACGACGGCACCGUCGAGCACGAACGCACGGGGAACGCGCGUUCCCACUGCUGCGCCUGCCUGUCGUGCGUCGUGAAGCGACACGUGCAUAUCGUCAAUUACAUGAACGUCGUGGAGAAAUCCUUCGACAACUUCAUCCUAUGCCAAUUAUUGUCGACCACUAUCAUCCUGGCGAUUCAAGGCUUCCAAAUCGUUUUGUUUGCUCGCGACAGCAAUAUCACCGGUUUCAUCACGUUCCUCAUAUAUUGGAUAACAUUUACGUUCUAUAUUUUCAUAUAUUGCUAUGUUGGAGACUGUGUUAUCGAGAAGGUAACUCAUGAGUGCCAUUACUAUUCUAUUUUUCUCUCUUUCGCUAAGUUUAUGCUUACAUAAGUAACGUUAAUACCGUGAAGGU